UAACGAUCAAAAGAUUAAAUCGAAAAAAUUUGGAACUAAAAGUUCAACAUAAUUUUGUGACCCAGCUGUAAUAAGAAAUGUGAUUGUUUUCGUUAAAAUGUAGACCAUCAUAGUCUGAAUGCUGCUGCAGAAUAGUAUGUGAUUAAAUUUGAACUUUAUUAAAACAAGAUGAAAAUUGUAGAAGUGUUUGUGUACUUAUGGACAACGUACAUCGGAUAUGUGUAUAGUGCACAGCCUACCGGAUGUACAUACGACAGUACAGAUUCAUCAACAGGUAUCUAUACGUGUACAUUCGGCAGUUACACAGCACCACUUACCUUUACUGCGUUCACUGAUCCGUAUCCACAGCGUAUAAUUAUCAAUGCUGUAAGCGGCACUUUACCAACAAAUACUUUCUCAGGCUUUUCAUCGUUUGCUGCUAAUUUGAUAGAUCUUGAUUAUGCUGCAAGCUUACAGGUUAUUUGUAGUUCUGGAGGAACACUGACAAUUUCGCAAGCUUUAUUUUCGAGCAUGAGCUAUCUACAGGAACUGAAAAUAAGUAACUGUGAUAUUCAGUCGCUUCCUUCGAGUGUUUUCUCAAACUUAGUCACACUCGAUUCUCUGUGGAUUGAAGGAGGUUCAGUCAACACACUAGCAACUAAUAUUCUUACGGGUUUAUCUAUAGAAAAAUUGGACGUUCCAGUCCCGACCGGCGAAUUUGUCAUAAAGAACACUGUGGUUUCCGGUAAUCAAAUUCCGGUCGGUAUGCUUGAUGGACUGACUGCUGUUAAAUCAAUUAGAUUCGACAACAUCGGACUGACUUCGGUUGAUGAUGCGCUGUUCGGUCUGAAUACAGCUUUGACGUCUUUGUCACUUGCUAACAAUGUUGGGAUAAUAAAGAUAGAAACUGCUUUGAUUAGCGCACUAGAGGGGUUAUCUUCCCUUGAUCUAGAUGGUAUCCCGUUUGAAUGCACGUGCGAAAACUUAUGGAUCCUCACUCAUGCCACAAUGAAUGGUAUAGCCUUACCAUCAGGAAUCAUUUGCGGCACACCUGCUGAAUAUCAGAACAAGAAAGCUUCUAAGUAUUAUGAUGAGAUGUGUGACACUGCAAACGCGUGUGGAGAUUUACCAGGUAUAACCCUUGGUCCAACGAUAUGUAUGACUAUUAUCGAGAUUGUCAGUUAUUGUAUCCUAGCUGUUACCAUGGUAAUAGCUAUAGUAGCACUUGUUAUCAUAUGUUAUGUCAGAAGGAAACUGGUCAUUGCCAAAGAAAAUCUAGAGAAAAAGAGAAAUAGCUCCUGGGCACGUGUACAAAAUGCACUGAAGAAGGGCGGAGCAUCUGGUCAAAAACCACCAUUGAGAUCGUCACAAGUAGAUGGUUGGGUGUAACAAAUAUUGAUAAACCAAUAGAUGUCUGAGUUUGCCUGUCCUUAAUUGAUGUAUAAACAUAUACACUGUAUACAACUGCUUAACAAAUAGAUGCUUGGAAUCUUCUUUACGUCAUUAAAACACAUUUA
Mytilus trossulus (common blue mussel) is the source of this 1496-nucleotide messenger RNA. Its product is annotated as SLIT and NTRK-like protein 4. Gene Ontology annotation, cellular component: extracellular matrix. The transcript has 3 exons. The record is from RefSeq and is a predicted model, not a curated record. Lineage: Eukaryota; Metazoa; Mollusca; Bivalvia; Mytilida; Mytilidae. Bases 169 to 1368 code for a protein of 399 amino acids.